AUGUCUGUAUUUACUCGAGCAAGAAAUGGUUUGUUUGGACAAACUAAACCACGAAAUCCACAUUCGAUUGAAAAUCUUAAAUAUUUAUAUGGUGUUUUAAAUCGUAAUUCAAUUGUAUCAGAUGCAAAUCGUGAUUUAUUAAUUGAAACACUUCGAUGUAUAUCAGAAAUUCUUAUUUGGGGCGAUCAAAAUGAUAGUUCUGUAUUCGAUUAUUUUCUUGAACGAGGAAUGUUAACAUAUUUUUUAAAUUAUAUGCGUCAAAAACAUGGACGUUAUAUAUGUGUACAAGUAUUACAAACGCUCAAUAUUCUUUUUGAAAAUAUUCGUCAUGAAACAUCUUUAUAUUAUCUUUUAUCAAAUAAUCAUAUUAAUAAUAUAAUUGUACAUAAAUUUGAUUUUACUGAUGAAGAAAUAACUGCAUAUUAUAUUUCAUUUCUUAAAACUCUUUCAUUAAAAUUAAAUACACAUUCAAUUAAUUUUUUUUAUAAUGAAAGAAAUAAUGAUUUUCCAUUAUAUGUUGAAGCAAUAAAAUUUUUUAAUCAUACUGAAACAAUGGUUCGUAUUGCUGUACGAACAUUAACACUAAAUGUUUAUAAAGUACCUGAUCCAGCAAUGCAUCGUUUUAUAUUAAAUCGUACAGCAACAGAAUAUUUUUCUAAUCUUAUUUGGUUUAUACGAAGUCAUAUUUUAGAUUUUGAUAAUUUAAUAAGAAAUAAUCAAGAUAUUAAUAAUCGUGGUCGUUUAACAUGUAGUUUAGAAGAAUAUCUUGAUCAUAUACAUUAUCUUCAAGAUAUAUUUUUGCUCAAUGUUGAUAGUCUUAAUAAUGUUCUUAAAGAUCAAUUAAUGAAUCGACUUCUUAUACCAAUUUAUAUAUUUUCAUUAAUUAAAUGUGAUAAAUUUUCACGAAUAACAGUAAAAGAAUUAGCCGAUAUAAUUUUAUCGGCAAAUAUUGAAACAGCUGAAGCUAUUCAACGUCGUUAUGGAGAACAAAUUUCUUAUAGUUUACCUCCAACAUCUCUCGAUGUUUGUUUAGCUAAAACAGAAUCAAUUCAUAAUAAAACAACUUCCGAAAUUUCACUAAAUGCUCUUGAUAUUGUUAAUGAUACAUAUCGAUAUCGUUAUGAUCAUGAACAAAUUCGUAUACGUUCUGCAUCAUCAUCCCCUCGACCUUCUUCAAUAAAUCAACGACUUAUUGAAUCUAAUGCAAAAUCUACAUGUUUAUAUGUAUCAAAUUGGACUAAUGAUGAAAAAAAUAAACGUCGUCUUAGUCAAAUAAAAUUUAAUGAUACUAAUUUAUCAGAAAGACCUUAUUUUGAAGCAUUAAUUAAAGCACUUGAUUGUACUGAAAAUGAUCAAUUAUGUUUUUAUGCAUUAAGUGUACUUUUAACAAUGACAAUGAAUCUAUCUGUUGAUAAUGUUAUUCUUGAAUCAAUUGGUUUAACAGUGAAAUCUUCAGAUAAAAGUUUUUAUAAUACAGUAUUAGUUGAACAACUUUGUGAAAUACUUUUAUUAUCAACAUCACAAGAUUCAAAAAUUCGUCUUGUUACAUUAAAUUUAGCAAUAAAUUUAUUAAAAAAACUUGUUUAUAAUGAAGAAGAAAAAAUUUCUUAUUUAUCUGAUCAUCAUUUAGCACGUAUUGAACAAGUAUAUGAACAAUCAACAGAAAAUUUACGACGACAUUAUCGACAACAAGAAAUGUUUCUUGAUCUGUUUGAAGAUGAAUAUCGUCAAAUGCAAUUAAAUCCAAUACGUUUAGAAUAUUUAUUAAAAGAUGCAUAUAUGUUAUAUCCACCAACAAGUACACCAUUAACUGGUGUAGAAUUUAUUAUACGUUUACCAUUGGGUGAUAUUGAACGAGCAAGACGAUCAAUUCGAGGAUUUUUUCUUAUUCGUGCUUUAUCAUUGAAAUUAAGAUCAAUUAUCGAAACUGAUUUACCAUUAAUAAAAGCAGAUAGUUUAGUUAAAGAAAAUGAUAAACUUGAUUUGAAUAAUAGUGAUUUAAUUGCAUGUACUAUUCAUAUAAAAGACAAAAAAGAACGUCGUUUUCUUGUAACGGAUCCAAUGCAAUUUAUUCUUAUUGAACCAGAUGUUAAAAGACUUGGAUGGGGUAUUGUAAAAUUUUGUGAUCUAAUGCAAGAUGUGAAAGUAGCAAAUGAUAAAGAAGAUACACGUUCACUACAUAUAACCAUUCAUAAACCAGUGAAUAAUACAUAUGUUAAAUCUAAUCCACCUAUUCUUAAUGCAAAAUUUACAUUUGAUGAUCAUAUUCGUUGUAUGACAGCUAAACAAAAUUUAAAGCUCGUCAAAUAA
This is a messenger RNA of Rotaria sp. Silwood1, 2310 nucleotides long. NCBI's taxonomy places the organism in Eukaryota, Metazoa, Rotifera, Eurotatoria, Philodinida, Philodinidae. The record is from the annotation of a GenBank genome assembly.